Messenger RNA from Symbiodinium natans, 1215 nucleotides. NCBI's taxonomy places the organism in Eukaryota, Dinophyceae, Suessiales, Symbiodiniaceae. The record is from the annotation of a GenBank genome assembly.
AUGCUGGAGACAGAUGCGGCGCAGAUGACCCCCAAGAUCUACAAGCUCUUUGCCAAGUGGGGCGUGAAGCUGUACCCCGUGAAGUGGGAUGUUCCUCCUGGCAUGAAGCACUACCCAAAGACGGACUGGUGCGGUCACCAGGACUUAAUUCGGCUCAACGUUCUUGGCAUCGAGGGCUACGAUGCCGUGGCCUACUUUGAUGGAGAUUGCGAGUUCCAGGGCGACAUCACGCCGAUGAUGCGCUGCGCUGCUACGGGACGAUUUCUGAGCACCAGCGGUGGCAUGGGCGAAGCGCUCAACGUGGGUUUCUUCGCCGUGCGACCCGACAAGCGCCUGGUGGAUGCUUCGAUCUACUUUGCUCGCGAGAACGCCUUCGAUCGCGAAACCGGAUGGGGCGGUGUCGGCUGGGCCCCCACUGGCGGCUACUACGUCGGUGGCGAGUGUGGGCAGGGCUUCUUCUACACGCUCUUCUACCGGCGGACGCCGAACAGCCGCCGAGCACUGGAGAGCGUGGGACUUUGGGACACCUUUCAGUCCGGGCAGCUGGACCGUUGCAUCUGGAAUUACCAGACCGCCAGCAACUGCGUGAACGACCUGGACUGCCGCCACGUCCGAGUUCAUCACAAGCCCACACGCGAGCGGGGCGCGCCCAUCGAGUGUGACAAGAUCAAGUUCAGGAGGCGACGUGAAGACCUCUUGCGCCGGCAGCACGAGGUGCGGAAACCGCCCACAGCGGAGGAGCUGCGCUUGGCUCGGGAAGGGAAGCUGCUAAAACACUUGGCGGGUCUUUGCCUUCGAGCGGCCGAGGAAGGAAGUGACGAAGAAACUACACUGCUGCUGCUCAGCUGCGACUUUCCUCCAGUUGAGCAGAACAUCCGCAUCGUCGACGACGGCACGGGUGGAGGAUUUGUUCUUCUGAAACAGGGUGGCCGGUGUGCGCACGCUGAGGGCGAUGAGGAUCCGGAGAUGGCGCCUUCAGAGCCCAAGAUUGGCUUUCCCGUGGACUGCGCUUCCUCCGCGGCGCACGUCCGCUUCCGGAAGCUGCCAUCGGGGGCGAAGCCCGGGAGCUUCGUUCUCCAGCAUGACUCUCAGCGCUGCGUCCAUCCCUACGAGGGUGCCGUGAAUCCUCGGGAGAAAACCGACUUGAUCCUGCAUCCAGAUUGUGACAAGGGUCGGCCAGCGCUUGCCUUCGUGGAGGAGGACUCCCACGGCUGA